Molecule: messenger RNA, 651 nt
Organism: Seminavis robusta
Lineage: Eukaryota; Bacillariophyta; Bacillariophyceae; Naviculales; Naviculaceae
Source: the annotation of a GenBank genome assembly
AUGUCAGCAUCAUUGGAUCGCCCUUCGGAAGCUACCGAAACAAGUACCAGUAGUCCAGUUUCUCGAAGCAAUAGCAACAUCAGCGUGUUGCCUUCCUACGAAUCGCCUUCUGCCAAUAGACCCCCGCGGCCGCCCACACGGCGAACGAGUUCUCGUCUGAAGAGCGUCAUGCUCAGUGCUCUGCAAACCAACCUGGAUCGGCUACACCCACAAGAGGCUCCAGUGUCAUCACUUUGGCGCAGUCUCUCUUCCUUAAACACAAGUGUAUCCAGCCUGACUGAUACGGACCAGUAUGUGCAGAGGAUAUCAGCGUCGGCAUCGUCGUCGCCCGUUUCGGCUGGUUCUCGGCAAACAUUACGAAGUGAUUUCAUCGACUUGAAGAAUGGCAUCAUGAGCAGCACCGCAGAUACCACCUCCGGAGUCAAAACGCAGCACUCUCCAGUACUCGCGCCGCCUCCUCGCAAACCACAGAGACAAGGGACCCCUGAAAACAUGGAGAAGAAAACACUGGGGCUACCUUCCUCCUUGGCAACCACCACCGCCAAGUCGAGCGAGAAUAAUGGGGAUAGCCUCCGUGAUUUGAUUCGGUUGAGGAGGAUGAGCACAACACGGCAAGCGCGGCCUGACAACGGGACUUGUCUGGAAUCAUAA